Chelonia mydas (Green sea turtle) is the source of this 14990-nucleotide messenger RNA. RefSeq names its product upstream transcription factor family member 3 (gene USF3). Lineage: Eukaryota; Metazoa; Chordata; Testudines; Cheloniidae. Gene Ontology annotation, molecular function: protein dimerization activity. The record is from RefSeq and is a predicted model, not a curated record. The coding region runs from base 379 to 7095 and encodes 2238 amino acids. The transcript is spliced from 7 exons.
UGGUCAGUCCAGCGCAGCGAUGGGUACGGCGCAGCUCUUCCCCGCGGCUGGCUCGCGGAUUGGUGCAGGCAACGCAGCAUGUGGCCGUUGAUUGGCUGCUGCGGGCCGCGUGUGCGUCCAGCAGGUUAGGGUGCGAGUGAGGGGCGCUGAGGGGAUCGGAGUGGAGCCUGUGGGGGACGCGGGGCGCCCGUCCGGAGGAUGGUCCCCGCGGUGGGGCUGCCGCGUCUGCCCUGCCCGCCGUAACAAAAAAAGUUAAACAUAAGAAGUCUGCCAGUGGAACCUGAUGUGUCUGGAUCAGAAACUGAUGUGAGGUGAAGCUGGGAGGAGUCUGAGAAUUCAUGUGAAGAAUUCCAGCUACAGGCCCUUCUGUCUGAAACCAUGCCAGAGAUGACAGAGAAUGAGACUCCUAUGAAGAAGCAGCACCGAAAGAAAAACCGGGAGACACACAAUGCAGUGGAGAGACAUCGAAAGAAGAAGAUCAAUGCUGGGAUAAACCGAAUUGGAGAGCUCAUUCCCUGUUCCCCAGCACUUAAGCAAAGUAAGAACAUGAUCCUGGAUCAGGCCUUUAAAUAUAUAACAGAAAUGAAAAGGCAAAAUGAUGAACUCCUGUUGAAUGGAGGGAACAAUGAACAAGCUGAAGAGAUAAAAAAGCUCCGGAAACAGUUGGAUGAACUCCAGAAGGAAAAUGGGCGAUACAUAGAACUACUGAAAGCAAAUGACAUUUGCCUGUAUGAUGAUCCCACAAUUCACUGGAAAGGGAAUCUCAAAAGUGCAAAGGUCUCUGUUGUUAUUCCUAGCGAUCAGGUUCAAAAGAACAUCAUUGUCUAUUCGAAUGGGAGUCAGCCUGGUGGAAAUAACCAGGGGGCAUCUGUCCAGGGAAUAACUUUUAAUGUUGGUCAUAACUUACAAAAACAAACAGCCAAUGUUGUACCAGUUCAGAGAACUUGCAACCUAGUGACUCCUGUGACCAUUUCUGGUGUUUACCCCACAGAAAACAAGCCAUGGUCUCAGACCACAGUUUCUCCAUUGGCGUCCAGUCAACCAGUUCCUGCUGAGACUGUGCUUGAACUUUCCACCUCAGAGAAUGAGCAGGACAUGCUUACCUCUGCUACUGCAAGCUCACAGAAUGCUUGUCAGUCUGGGACAGAACAAGAAUUACAGUGUUCCUCAAGUAGCACACCACAGAAUGAUCAAAAUGUCCCCAAAAUUAAAAAUGGACAAGAAUGCACCAAGUUAAUGAAAAAAACAAUCAUGCAUGGCAUCAGCAUUCCUUCUAACACCACCAUAGAGGCCUCUCAAGUUCAACAGGUGAAUGUGACCUCUUCAAGCUUACAGGAUCCUAGAAGUGAAUUUCAAGAAAGCUUUGUCGUUUCAGCAACUGAUACCACUUGUACCCCAUCUGUGAGACUCUCCAUUGUGGAUAGCCUCCCUUCAGUAAACAUCCUCAAAAGUACAGACUUAUUAAAUAGUGCUGGGGUCCCUGUGACUUCUGCAAUAGAAACUGUUAAGGCUGUUACAGCAAUAAGCACACUGCCUGCUGGUCCAUUAGACAACUGUUGGUCUUUUUCAGGCUCUUCAGGUGUUGGCACUUCUGAUUUGAAAAACAUGAGUAGCCUUACACGGAUCCCUUCAGCUGGAAUCACACAAACCACAUGGACUACUUUGCAACUAGCAGGAAACACUGUUCAGCCAUUAACCCAGACACCGUCCAGUGUUAUGACUGCGUUGUUAAACGAGCCAGUUAAUGGUGCUGGUACCAUAUCUUCCACCCAUAACAGACAUUUGGCUCCAAGCAUCAGUUUGAAUACUUCUGUGCCUGGAGAUGGGCAGGCAGCUGAACAAAAUGUUGUUACCUUGCCCUCUUGCCCAUCUGUACCUAUGCAGCCAUUAAUCACUCAACCACAGGUUAAAACCCAGCCUGCUGGAAACAUCUUUCCAUUGAAUUCAGCUAUGCAGGUAAUUCAGAUGGCUCAGACAAUUGGGUCAGCUGUUACUGCGGUACCAGCUAAUCAGAAUGUCAUAAUUCUCCAGCCUCCUAACACCACUCCAUGUCCCCCAGUGGUGAGAGCUGAAGUCCCCAGCCAAACCGUUAGUCAACAGAUUGUAAUUAUACAAGCAGCUAAUCAGAAUUCUCUUCCUCUCCUCUCUGCCCAGCCCCCUGGUUCUCUCAGAGUUCCUGUGAAUGGAGCCAGUCCAAUAGCAAGCUCUAACAGCUCUGUGCAAAAUGCCUCUGCUCCACAAACUUUUGGAGGGAAACAUCUUGUCCAUAUAUUACCAAGACCACCUUCUUUACCAUCUUCUAGCGCUACACAAACUUUUUCAGUUACAAUGUCAAAUCAACAACAGCCUCAGACUAUUUCUUUAAAUGGACAGCUGUUUGCAUUGCAACCUAUGAUGUCCUCGUCUGGAGCUUCAAAUCAAGCCCCUAUGCAAAUUAUUCAACCUACCACUAGCGAAGAUCCGAAUACCAAUGUUGCCCUCAAUACAUUUGGUGCUUUAGCUAACCUCAAUCAGAGUAUAUCACAAAUGGCUGGGCAAAGCUGUUUACAGCUGUCCCUUAGUCAGCCUACUAAUCCAACAACUGCCAGCAGCCAGAUUGCCCCAAUUAACUGUGUUUCAUUACCAACUUCUGCAGCAUCUUCCAUAGCUACUGAAAGUUCAACAGUGUUAUCCAUUGCUUCUAAUUCUAUAAACACUUCUCCAAAAAAAGCUUCUGCUGGUUUGCCAUCAAACAUAAAAUCAAAAAGGACAAACAAAAAGACAAGUACUAAAAAACAUUUAGCAGCCAACAGCAAAGCAUCAUGUCCAGCGAAUCCUUGCAGAGAUGCAGGGAAGCUUGAUUGCACUAAUGUGGAAGCUACAGCAGAGCAUUCAGAUGGUGAACGACUCAUUGAAAACAUUCCUGUAGUAUCACAAGCCUUAGCUGUAUCACAAGCAAACAGCGUGGCAGCACCAACUGAUGUAAGCAUUUCUGACUGUCAGUCCAAAGAGACUUUGAGUUCUGAACAGAUGGUGAGUUUACCAGAGCUGAGUUCAACAGAGGUACCGAGUUCAUCACCGCUAGAAUCUGUGAUGUCAGAACAGUUUGUACUGGUUCCAUCAAGUUCCAAAGAUUCCACUGCUCUUCUGCAAACAUCUCGGAAUAACCCGUUACCCGACUCUGUGUUGCCAGAAUCUUCCAAAUCAUGUGUUACCACCAGCAUCUCAAUGUCCUCUGCCACUGAAGCACACGUGACAAUUUCUCAGGUUUCUGGGGCAUUAGCUCCACAAAACAGUGCAACAACAGACCACGCUUCUGAGGCAGAAAGCAUUUCAGAGACCUGCAGUGUUGGGCAAGAGUCAUCAAUUGUGAUGCAAACCACAGACUUGUUAGAGGGACAAGGUCUAACCAGAAUGCUGUCUGACCUUACUAAAGAAAGAACAGCGAUGCUAAAACCCUCUUUUUCGCUUCAGGUGGAACACUCUGAUUUCCCCCCAGAAAACUCUAAAACAAUAAAAUCAAAUGUUGAUUUGCCUGAGAAGCAGGAACUUUUGUUAAUGAACACUGAAGGUGACACUCUCACACAACAUCAUUCCUGCAUUUCCGAUCAAGAGGUUGUUAGUGGUUCUCUUAUUGCUAGCAGGCAGGCGGACUCUCCAAUGUCAACUAGCUCUGGGAGCAGUCGUGGCUUCUCAGUUGCAUCCAUGUUGCCAGACACAUCUAGGGAAGAUGUAAUCAGCAGCACAUCAACAAAUACAUGUAACAGUUGCACUUUUUCAGAGCAAACUGACAUUGUAGCUCUUGCAGCAAGAGCUAUUUUUGACCAAGAGAACCUUGAAAAAAGUGGAGGGGGGAUACAAGUUAAUUUAAGAGAUGCUGCCUCUAAAUCUUCUGAAGUUGCACCUUUGGAAAGGGAGCAGCAGCCUUUUAAACCACAAACAGGUAAAGCUAAUGUAGGACAGUUGGAAGCAGCACCAAACAAAUUCCAUGCUCAGGAUCCAGUGCAAACAAAUGUUGAUAGACCAGUGGAAAAACCCAGCUGUUCUGUAGGAGUGGAAACAUCAAAUACUGUACAGAUUUCAACUUCCCAAUCACCAAAUGUAACCAGUUUAAGUGUAAAUAAUCUCAUACAUCAAAGUCGCAUCAUCCACCCCCUUGUAAGUUGCUCAGGUUUAUCCCAGCCUUCAGAGCAAGCCGCUGUUCCUGCCACAGAGAUUCGGUCCAUAUCAUCUAGUUCCUAUGUCAGUCAGUCUCCAGGAUCAGCUAUGAUGACUGAAUAUGUUCAAGAUCAACUGAGUGCUAUUAGGGCAAACACCAUGCAGGCUCCACAGAUGCAGGAACCACACUUAAAGCAGCAAAACCAUGAAAGUCGCAAAGACUCUGCUAAACGUGCUGUCCAAGAGGACCUUCUGCUUUCUACAGCAAAGAGGCAGAAGCAGUGUCAGACAACACCUGUCAGGCUUGAAGGCGUGGCAUUGACGAACCGAACACCAGACAGUAUUGCUGACCAAACUCAAAUGUUGGUUAGUCAGAUCCCUCCUAAUUCAUCCAAUCCGGUUGUGUCAGUGAGCAAUCAAGGGCACACAGAUGGUCUUAACAGAUUAUUCCCAUCCAACAACAACUUUGUGACCUCUGGUUUGAGGCAAACUGAAGUUCAGUGCAGUUCUCAGCCAUCCAUUUCAGAGCAGCAAGGUCAGACAGGAGGUCAGCAUCUGCAACCUAUACAGCAUGUACCUGCUCAAGGCGUAUCUCAUCUUCAUAGUAACCACCCAUACUUAAAACAACAGCAGGCUGGACAGUUAAGAGAGAGGCAUCACUUAUAUCAGCUACAGCACCAUGUUCCUCAUGCAGAGAGCUCAGUCCAUUCUCAAUCCCACAGUGUUCACCAACAAAGAGCAAUACAGCAAGAGGUGCAAAUGCAAAAGAAACGAAGCCUUGUCCAGGGAACCCAAGCGAGUCAACUUUCUUUACAGCAGAAGCAUCAUGGAAAUGAUCAAACUCGGCAAAAAAGUGGGCAGCCUCAUCCCCACCACCAGCAAAUACAGCAGCAGAUGCAGCAGCACUUUGGAGCUUCCCAGCCUGAAAAGAACUGUGAAAACCCUUCAACAAGCAGAAACCAUCAUAACCAUCCUCAGAACCAUCUAAAUCAAGAUAUUAUGCAUCAUCAGCAACAGGAUGUUGGCAACAGACAGCAAGGCUCAGGGGUUUCAUCCGAACAUGUAUCUGGACAUAAUCAGAUGCAGAGACUUCUGACCGCCAGGGGCUUGGAGCAACAAAUGGUGUCCCAGCCAAGUAUUGUAACCAGGCCAUCAGAUAUGACCUGUGCCCCACAUAGACAAGAAAGAAACAGAGUUUCUAGUUACUCUGCAGAGGCACUUAUUGGAAAGACGCCUUCUAAUUCAGAACAGAGAAUAGGGAUAUCCCUUCAAGGCUCUAGGGUUCCAGACCAGCUUGAAAUGAGAAGUUACCUAGAUGUUUCUAGGAAUAAAGGUUUGGUAAUUCAUAACAUGCAGAGUCGUAUAUCUGUAGACCAUGCGGUUGGCCCAGAAGUUCAACGGCUUUCUGAUUGUCAGACAUUCAAACCAAAUGGGGCCAGCCAACAGCCAACAGGCAAUUUUGAUGUACAGGCCUCAAGAAAUAGUGAAAUUGGUAACUCUGUAUCAUCCCUCAGGGGCAUGCAAUCACAAGCUUUUCGAAUUAGUCAAAAUACUGGGCCACCCAUAGAGAGACAAAAGAGAUUGCCCUAUCAACCGGUUCGGGGUAUUCCAACAGGAAAUGCUCUUCUGCCAAGAGACAAUGAAAAUACAUGCCACCAAAGUUUUAUGCAGAGUUUACUUGCCCCUCAUCUUGGAGAUCAGGUUAGUGGAAGCCAAAGAUCAAUUUCAGAACAUCAGAGGAAUACGCAGUGCAGUGCAUCCUCCACAAUUGAAUAUAAUUGUCCCCCAGCACGAGAGAGCGUCCACAUUCGAAGAGAUGGUGAAGGUCAGAAUAGAGAAAGUUGUGACAUGUCUAUGGGUACAAUUAAUACUAGGAAUAGUUCUUUAAAUAUUCCUUUUUCAAGUUCUUCUUCCUCAGGAGAUAUUCAAGGUCGAAACACAAGCCCAAAUAUUUCUGUACAGAAGUCCAAUCCCAUGAGAAUGACUGACAGUCAUGGAACCAAGAGCCACAUGAAUACACCUGUUUCUAGCAACAUGCAUGGAGUUGUCCGGCCAGCUCUUCCACACCCUGCUAUCUCUCAUGGGAAUGCUGAGCAAGGGCAACCAUCUGUUCGUCAGCCAAAUUCUUCAGUUACUCAGCGAUCAAGGCAUCCUCUGCAGGAUAAUAGUGGUUCUAAAAUCCGCCAGCCUGAAAGGAAUCGAUCUGGAAAUCAAAGACAUGGAAAUGUAUUUGACCCUAGUCUGCCCCAUCUUCCCCUGUCUACUGGUGGCAGUAUGAUCCUUGGGCGCCAGCAAUCUACGAUAGAAAAAAGAGGCAGCAUUGUCCGUUUUAUGUCUGAUGGCCCUCAAGUGUCUAAUGAUAAUGCAGCCCCUGACCAGCAUGCUUUGUCUCAAAAUUUUGGAUUCCCCCCAUUUAUUCCAGAGGGAAGUAUGAAUCCAACAAUAAAUGCCAAUACUUCUUUCAUUCCACCAGUUACUCAGCCCAGUGCCACUCGAACACCAGCCCUAAUCCCAGUAGAUCCUCAAAAUACACUGCCAUCUUUCUAUCCGCCUUAUUCUCCUGCUCAUCCUACUCUUUCCAAUGACAUUUCUAUCCCUUACUUUCCCAAUCAAAUGUUUCCUAAUCCAAGCACAGAAAAGCCCAGUAGCGGAGGUUUAAACAAUCGAUUUGGAUCCAUUUUAUCUCCUCCCAGACCAGUUGGUUUUGCUCAGCCAAGUUUUCCUCUUCUCCCAGAUAUGCCGCCAAUGCACAUGACCAAUACGUCACACUUAUCCAAUUUUAACUUGACAUCUUUGUUUCCAGAAAUAGCCACAGCUCUUCCUCCAGAUGGUUCGGCAAUGUCACCUUUGCUUUCAAUAGCAAACACGUCAGCUUCAGAUUCUUCCAAGCAAUCCUCAAACCGACCUGCCCACAACAUAAGCCAUAUUCUAGGUCAUGAUUGUAGUUCAGCUGUAUGAAAAUUGAUAGAUUGACGGUUUAGUCUGAAGGGUUAUGUUUAUAUUAAAAAAAAAAAAGGCAUCCUUGAAGAGACCAUUCAUAGCAUCACUGUUUGUCUAAAAGUAUGUAUAUAUGUGGGUACUUCUGUAUUUAUAUACAUACUGUAUAUCCACCCACUUACUAACUUUAAAGCACCAGUGCCUAUAGCAAUUCUUAUCAUUAACAGUAAGAAUGCAACACCUAGAGAUAUACAAAUAUUGAAUGUUGAUUUUACAGCAUUCAAAAAUCUGAUUGUUCCAGAAUAACUGACACUUUCAGCUCUUGGAUCUAAAGUACCAAGUAAAAGAUUAGCCUUGUGGGAGAUGAGACUGGAGGAAAUAAGUGCUUGAGUUUUUAUUUUAAUUCUUUGUUAAUUAACUUGUCCAGAAGAUAAAGUGAACUGUUUAGAAUUUGGGGUUUUUUGUAAAGUAUCUUAAAGAGCCUCGCACAUACCUGGUCUUUAAGUCAAAUUGGUAUCAAGCCAGUUUUAGUUGAUAGAGACUUUGGCUUUUUGUCUGUUAAAGCUUGUGACAUACAUACUAAUUAAGGCAGAGUUAAUCAGGUAAAAAUUUGUGUGUAUGUUUCCAGGGUCAGCUUCUGAGCAGCAGUAAAACAUUUAUGUUAUUUUAAAACAUUCAGUUUCCCUUAAAACUUGAUUUGCUGUCACUUUCUGUGCAGAAGAAUUUUAUUCAGAUUUGUAUUUGGAAUGGCAUCAGUUCCUGCUGAACUGUGUAUAGAGUUUUUAAUAUAAUUUAUUACCCCUUUUAGUGUAAUCAACAUAGACACAGCCGUCAUGUUUUUUGUCAUCUGUCAGUUGUUUGUAUGCUGCAAGUUACAUCAAGGUAUCUUACCUAUACCUUGUUUAGCACUUUCUUUGAGUCUUUUUUUUUUUUCUUGUAAUCCAUGUCUUUGUAUCUAUGUCUGCUUUCUUCAAUUCUUUGGAUUAAGGACCCUUCCUGUAAUUCACAGCAAAUGAGCAAACUGCUAUGCCUACAUGGAACCCCACUGAAGGUAAUAGGGCUCCCUGUGGACACAGCAAUCUGCGCACUCACUGUCAAUGGCAGGAUCAAGGCCCAAUUUAAUAUUAAUACUUUGCACUUAAAUAGCACCUUUUAGCUAACCCAGUGUGAUUGUGGGUGGGGCAGAAAGAUGAAUGUGUCGAUGCCUAAACACACAGCAUAUUGGGAAGUUCUUUCUGAUUUGUGGGGGAGGGCGAGAGGGACAGAUGUUGACUGAUCUUCUUUUGAUUUUUUUUUUUUAAUAUUUGCAAGAGAAUUGUAUACUGUUUGGUCCCAUUUCAUUAAGUGAAAAUGAGGACAGACCUAGGUAAGUGGUAUUUAUUUAGUGACUACUGCAACAUAAUUAUCUUGAAGGAAGGCAGAAGUCUUUUUUUGUAUUCAUCCAAAACCAUCACUCCAGACGUUUCCUAUUUUUGCUUCCACCAGCCCUCCUAUCCCUAUCUCCCUAAACUCUAGGAUCAAGCUGGGGCCACAAUGAGGGGUAACAGCCAGAGUUUCUGUGAGGCAUCCUUCCUGUGCAGACCAGGUGCAGGCAAAAUGCUUCAAGCAGCACUAGGUGUACUGAGCUGUAUAGUGCUCUAUAGGCCUGCUCCUGAAAGCUGCAGCAUGAUCUCCUGUGUUUGCUGCCAAAUGCUUGAGGGAUGGGGGAGGCCAGGCCACACCUCGUCGUGGCUAUGAACCGUCACAGCCUAGCCCAUUCUCAUUUGUGGAUCUGCUUAAAAAAAGGAAUCUCCUUGUUCACCCCCAGCUGUGGCCCCAUAUGGAUGAAGCCAGUUUUGUUGGUAGACUGAGGAUCUGAUUCUCAUAUAUAGUAGUCCUCUUUGCACUGCUCUGGCAGAGUAAAGGAGUCUUAAAGAGGGCACAAAUGCAAGGAGACCUUAGUGUAUAUGAGAAUCAGGCCCUGUGUCUAUAAUCUGUCCUGAGGGUGAUUUCAUUGGUAACGCUAUAUAUGGCCUGGUAUGAAUGGCUGUGCUUCAGCCUGCAAAGUAAAGAGAAAUGGUUUUGUCUCAAACUGGGAAUCCCAUUCUAAUUCAAAUGGGAAGUAUCUUGAGGGCACUGAACGUAUUUGGUGCUUCAAGUUUCAGUGUUUGUCAGAAACAACGAAUGAAAUAAAAAUUGCAAAAGUUUAUUUAUUACAAAGUAAACAUGUUUUUGCUCCAUUUUCAGGUUACACUGAAAGGUAGAACCUAUGAGAGGUCAGUGCCACAGCCUGAGGCAACUGGAGUAUGCAGAAUGAUAGGGGUAGGAAUUGCCACCAGUUUCAGCUUUGUGGCUAACCGGACAUCCUAAGGGCUUUAGGAGGUUCAGCUAAUCACUGUUUGUCUGGAGUUUUCAAAUCCUGUAAUGUCCCAUGCCCUGCCUUAUGCCUUGGAACAAGUUCCAUAAUGUUGAACAGUGUCAUUGACCUGCCUCAUGAAGUCAGGAGAACUGAGACUGCUUAUGUCAGCAUUUAUACCUGUGAAAAGUGAGUGUAAAACACAGCCAUGCCGAUGUGGUAGUAUUUUGCACUCACAAAUGUAAGUGGCUACACAAGAGACAAAGCAGUGGAGGAUUGGGUCACGUUCAUAAAAUGAGAUUAAUUUUUUUUUUUUUUUAAGUUCCUAGGUGUUGCUUUAUUCCCACUCCUCAUUCCAGGCAUUCAUAUAGAACAGCUUCACGUUGCAGUUUCCACACUACAAAGUCUCAAUUGCUUCAUGAGGCCUCUGAAAGUUGAAGUGAACGUGUGAAAUUAGUAAGGCAAAUUCAUCAUUCAUAUAACUCUGUUGACUUCACUGAAGUUAUACCAGGGUUAAAUUAGGUCCUGUGGUUUUUUUCAGGGGAUGCAGGGCAAUCUUUUCGCUUGUUAUGUAUUUUAUUCUGAAUGGAUGUAAACUAAUAGCUUAGUAAUUUUACAAAUAACCUAAACUCCCCGCACUCCCCCCUGCCCAUCUACAAAGAAUGUAGAAAAGAGUGGCCCCAUUUCAUAUGACAACGAUAGUCUAAGUGUGAAUACGGGUGUCUUUAGUGACAUAAAGGCCCUGUAACGUUGCAGGAACCACACAUUCCUGCGGCACAUGGCUCAAAAGUAAUUAUCAAGUAACCUAUACUCUUUAGAGAACAUAAUCCUGCAGUACAGUUACAGAGCACGGUAGUUCCUAUGUAAUCACAAAAACAACGAGGAGUCUGGUGGCACCUUAAAGACUAACGGAUUUAUUUGGGCAUAAGCUUUCGUGGGUAAAAAACCCACUUCUUCAGAUGCAUGGAGUGAAAAUUACAGAUGCAGGCAUAAAUAUACUGACACACGAAGAGAUUCCCUUCUCUUCGUGUGUCUGUAUAUUUGUGCCUGCAUCUGUAGUUUACACUCCAUGCAUCUGAUGAAGUGGGUUUUUUACCCAUGAAAGCUUAUGCCCAAAUAAAUCCGUUAGUCUUUAAGGUACCACUGGACUCCUCAUUGUUUUUGUGGAUGCAGACUAACAUGGCUACCCCUCUUGAUACUUGAUAUGUAAUCAUAGUGCCACUAUCUAGUGACUUUUGUAGAAACUACUUACUGAGUGCAGAAGGAGGAAAUUCCAUCUGUCUUUUCCCCAUCUUGUUCACAACACUUUCUUUUGAACUCUAACCAAAUUCCAGUGUAAGCCAUAUAUAUAUGGCUAAUAGUUAAGGGCAGUUAAAUGAUAUUUUAACUUAUCCUGCUGACAUUUAUCACAUUAAAGUUGGUAUAUUGAUGGUUUGUGUGAGAUCAGAAUUGGCUGACUGCUGAGAAAAGAAAGGAAGCAUAAAAACAAACUAGAAAGCUUGAUAAUGGACCCUCUCCUUCUGAAAGAGCCAUGUUGAAUAUCUCUUGGCCAUUAUGUUGCACUCCAUCCUUUUUCUGAAAAAGGGGUCAAUGUUUGGCAGCUUAAUCAGUCUGAAUGGGUGCAUCAUGAUGACGACUUGUUUGCCUGAAAGAUUGCCUGUUCCCCUGAAACAGCUUUUUCCGGAUUUCCCUCUUAAAGGGCUCAUCAUUUUCUACCUGGAGAAAUGGCCCUGCACUUGCUUUCCUAACAGCAACCUCCCAGUGACCAGAUAGAUUGUUACAAAACAUACAUUCCUUAUGGGUGCCUGAAUUAAGGAUUUACUGCCCACCUCACCUACUUUAAGGUGGCAAUCUAGAACUAAAUCAAUCUAUCUACUUUUUCCUCUCCAUGGUCCUCUUCUUUUUUUGUUUUUAAAUUAUCCACGGGAACAGCAGUCAAAAGCCAAAUUGCAGAGAGCCAAAUUCUGCUCUUAUUUAAUCCAAAUUUACAGCAACGUAACUUCACCGAGUUACUCAGGCUUCAUGCUUGAGUAAACGAGAGGAAAGUUUGUCCCUAACAUGUAAAUCUAUCAACAGGAAUUGGCUGGUCGUAACUUAGUUCUGAUCCUUUGGGGCAGGCAACCAAGUGCUAGGUCUUGACAGGUGACUGUGUGCUUAAUAAUGACUAGAACACGGGUACAAACUAAAAAGUUACCUUUUGUUUUAUUGUGCUAAAAUGGCAUUGUAUGAAUUAAAACAUUUCUCAUCUUACUCCCCUAGGAGAUUGUAUACAUGGGGACAUAGCCUGGAGUAGUUAUACUUAUUCUGCACUAGCUCCCUGUGUAUAUUCUCUUAUUCUGCACUGAAGAGUGCCUUUGAGCAGUUUAGCUUAAAAGGCAUUCAGUGCAGAAUAAGAGCAUCCACACAGAGAGCUAUUGUGGAGUAGCUGUUGUGCUUCAAAUUCACAACCUAGCUUAUUUUGCAAUAGCUUCCCUGUGUAGACAAGCCCUAAGCUUUCUCUAUAUAUUGCCCUAAGGUAAAUAUAUAUGUAUCCUCUCCAGUAGCCUAAGAGCACAGGCUUCCCUAAGGCACCUUUUUCUAUUAUUAUUCGUUACUCACUCCCAGGCCUAAUGGUUUGUUACAGGAUUCACAGUUGUCAGGUGGUUUUGGUUAAAGCUGAUAAUGUGAAAAAAUGCAGAAGAGAAAGCAAUCACCUCUCUCUCUCCUACCUUGUUGAUGCUGGUGAACUAAACAUCAUUCAUCAGUAGAGGGGAUUUAAAUUUAAUUAAAUAGCUUUUAACAGUUUUUAUGGCAAAUGAAGAUUAGUUUGAUUAAAAUAACAGGACCAGGACACUUGGAUGGAGAUAUAUACAUAUGUGGCCAAACUGUGACUGUGUAAGUGACCGUGAGAAAGGACUAGCCCUGCUGGUAAGUGUGGUGUUUCUGCAAACUCUUUCCAGUGCAAGCUGGUGGGAGCAGGUGUUUCUGUUCAUUUUUGGAUUGGCAAGAGGAAAGACUUAACAUCUGAAGUACUUUCAGUGGGAACAAGUAUCUCUGUUUUCUCGGACACUGAAAUGGUUAUGUUUAGGUUUCAGAUUAAUGGGAAGAGUUUGAUGUAAGGCAUGUCUUCAACAUAUUAUUUUCUGGACAAGUUCAUUUGGAAAAGGGGCUUCUGUAACUUCUACUGACCAGAUAACUCUAUUUUUAUAAUUAUUGCAUAUCUUCAGUGUACAUUAAAGACCAGAAAUUCAGAGGCAUUAUGCAAACUGAGAGCACCUUUUUUUAAAUAGCAACAUGAGUUCAGUAUGUUCAGUUAAAAUAUAAAUAGGAAUUUCUACAGGCAAAUGUUCCCCUCAUCAAAUAUCUAUGGCACCAACAGCCACUUGGCAGCUGUUUCUCCUAAGUAUCAACUGACAAUUAAAAAGACAAAGUAUUUUUAGAAUCAAUUUAAAAAUUCCUUUCCCUCCAACGUACAGUUUAUAAUAACCCCUGAAACUGGAAUUUUUUCUUCCUCAUGAGUGAGCACUAUUUUGUUGUCAAAGGGUGCUAACUAUAUUUUGGUUACUUUUUUAUUAUUGAAGGGAAAAGAUACAAGCAGUAUUACCUGGAUUUUACAAAGCAAAGAAUAAUAAUAAAGAAUUCUGAGCCUAUCAACCUUCACAGUAUUUCUUCUUUUCACGCUGUGAUGGUAUUGCCACAUCUGGCAAGCACUGUGUAUAAGUUUCAGCUUCCCCUAGGUCAGUUCAACAAACAAUAGCUAAAGGACAUAGGGAGUGGGUCCCAUCCAUUUUAGUGCAACGUUUGUCUCCUUUUAACAUGCAUCCUGUGAAGAAUCUUGAAGAAUCAGGGCAGGACCAGGUUCACUUUGAAGCAGACUAUAUAAUAAUACUUCUUUAACAGUUUUCAUCAAGAGUUGGUCUCAAAGUGUCUUACAGAAAUGAGCAAGUAUUUAUCCCCAUUUUUAGUAGCUAGAAAAACCUCAUAGACAAAGAAGUGAAGUGAUUUGCCCAAGACCACACACCGUCAGUAACAGAUUAGAACACAAAUCUUUCUACUCCUAUUCCUCUGCUCUGAUCACUAAACUGCGGUGUAGAUGCAAGUACACAUCUCUGCAAAAUGCUCUGGUAUUCUCUGUGAGCAGUACCGCCUGAAUUUUGCACAGAUUUCCUACUGCACUUUAAAACUGUGCUCUGCUGCCACCAUGACAGGUGACUGUAAUGCUAUUUCAGAAAGCCAGUGGCCUGGCAGCAUCCCAGAGACCCAGUGACUACCCAGAGAAAAGAACUCAAAUUGUUAUUUCUGACCUAUUGUUGUCCUUUAAUCUUAUUUAGCCAGACGCUUACUGAGAGCUGUGAUUCUCCUUUCUCUAUCCCCCAUUCCCCCUUUUGGAGAACUGGCUUGUCCUAAAUCGAUCUUCCUUUGACUGGAGACGGUUGGGAGGAAAGGGUGUAGAAGUAAGAUCAAUUUAUGCCAAAUUGUUCCAGUGUUUGUUUUGAUGUCAAAUGGUUUAAAGGCCCCUUAAUUAAUUAGCUGUCUACACUCAGGUUUUCUGGUAAUAUUUCCCACUCUUUCUACCACGAGUCCAGCAUUGUCGGUGGUAACUUGGGCAGGAGUGCUAGUGUUUUAAGCACCAUGUUGUCUAAUGCUGCUCAGAGCAGGUCUGUAUCACACAGGCAGCCAGCAGCUGCCAACACCCUAUCUGCGCUCGCACUCCUGCAGUUCCUAACACCCAUGACAGCUGAGCCUGUUGUAGCAAUGGCUGGAAAUUUUAGCAAAAAUUUCCUGUGGCAGACAAGGCCAUGGUGUCACAGAACCUUCUUCUAUUCAUGGUAAUGACAGUUACUUUAAGUGUGCAACUUGUAAAGCAACAUAUUACUUGUUUAUUUGCAGAUAACCACAUUUUCCAUUGAUAGAGUAAAUAUAAUAGAACAGUUAUCAUUUGCAAUGCACUGUAUCUGUAAAUGGGUGGCCUUCUUUAGUGGCUAAAUGUUCGUGUGUACACACAACUAUUCCGCAUAAGAGAAGUUUAAGUAUUUCCCUCACUACAUUGUCCCAUUUUCUCAGUCUUAAUGCAGACUCCAACUUUGUCAUGCCAUUCUCUUGCAUAGCCCACAAACAUGGGGAUGACUAAAAUGGUAAUGUACAGUACCCAUUUCCCCACACACAGUGAGAAGGAACACCAAUAUGGAUUUCACCACAGGAAAGUAAUCAAAGAUGCUCUUGAUUUCCAUAACGUAAUAAUUUUUAUUUAUACUCGGUCCAGAAUUUUCUGCUGUGUACAGUCGGCUACAAGCUGUACAUUACCUGGUUAUAGUCCCAGUGGAAACUCCCACUACUGUUUUGUAAGGGAAAAAGGAAAUCCAGAGCAGAAAUGUAUAAUAAACAUGAUCAGGAACAUCUUGCAAUUGUAAAUAAGAUCUUGUUCUGUUUAUUUUGGCAUCUUUUUACAAAUUUGUUGCUUUCAGGUGUAAAUAUCCCAAACCAUGAUCUUGUUCAAAGUUCUGAGAUUUUUAUUGUUAAAUGUAACACUUUGUUUAAUGGUUGUAAUAAUUAUUUGUAUAGAUAUGAACAUUAAAGUAUUUUAUUAAAAAAAUUAAAAUGA